CUUUUCAGCACUGACGCAAUCUACAGAGAAACCGGAAGUGUCACCGAACUUGUUUGCGUUGUUUUUGUUUUCGAUUUGUUUCUCAAAACGCCGGGAUGUGGAAGACCGCUUUUUUGGCGGCCCUGUUCGCCGUUGGGUUUAGUUUUAUGACGGGGGGUUUGAUGGACAUUGACAGCAAUGACGCCGGUGUCCUGGACGCCCUGAAUUACGCCGUUCAGGCGCACAACAGACGGUCCAACGACAUGUACGUCCGCCAAGUGGCGGAGGUUGUCAGGGCUCAGGCGCAGGUGGUUGAAGGUGUCAAAUACAUCAUCACAGUGAAAAUGGCCAGAACCUCAUGCAGAAAGGGAAACGACAAUGAAGUGUGCAGUGUUCACACAGACCCACAACUGGCUCAGAAUUACGAGUGCACCUUUACUGUGUGGAGUCGUCCGUGGCUCAAUGACACAAGAGUGAUGAAGGAGAAUUGUGUGUGAAUGAACAGCUCAGGAAUUCUUCUGGAUCAACAUUGUUUGCUCUGAUUGUUGUUUAUGCAAACUUUCUCUAAAUUAAUCAAAAACUAUUAACAUCCACAUAUACAUAUUUUUAUGGGACUUAAUCUUUUUCUUACUCUAGUAAACUUGUAUAGUAUUUGCUCAAACUUGUUGGUCAGGGAUUUAAUUUGAGUUUUGAGCAUGCUGCUAACUUUUCAUCUGUUAAAACUUCAGCAGAGUGAUCAUUAAAGCUGCCUUUUGUGUUUUCUGAAA
This is a messenger RNA of Oryzias melastigma (Indian medaka), 746 nucleotides long. Its product is annotated as cystatin. Bases 96 to 476 code for a protein of 126 amino acids. Gene Ontology annotation, molecular function: cysteine-type endopeptidase inhibitor activity. The transcript is spliced from 3 exons. Lineage: Eukaryota; Metazoa; Chordata; Actinopteri; Beloniformes; Adrianichthyidae. The record is from RefSeq and is a predicted model, not a curated record.